AUGGAGACCGGCAAGCGUAACACUGGUCUGCUUGAUCACUGGUUACCAGAGUUGUUCGUGUUGUGGGCUUGGUGCAGUGCUCAAUGCUCGGGAUCCUCGAAAGUCAGCGCGGGCAAGGGCAUCAGAUGUGUCGCUAUGCAAGCGACGAAGACGAAGAGCGGCGAGAUUGCCAAGAAGUCGGAGGUCCCAGAGGAUCUUGACUGGGGUGCAGUCUCCUCCCAGUGGGAGGUGGAUUGCUUCAGCCGGCCCGUCAUGCGCGACGGGAAGAAGAUGUGGGAGCUGAUGGUGACGGACGCCAACGCUGUGUACCGAAGAGUCGCUCAGAUGAAGCCCACACGGGUCAACUCUGUGGUCGUGCAGAAGCUGAUGACGAUUUUCAUUGAAGAGUCCAAGGUGAAGCCACAGACUAUCCGAUUCUUCCGCAAAGUCAUGAAGAACAUGCUGAUCGUGGCGCUGGCAGCUGUGAAGGACACCAUGCCCGACUACUUGGAGAAGACGAAGAUCAUCCCCAGCCGAAACUGCCACAUGCUCCGGCUGUGGCUCAACUACCGCAUGCGCGAGGUCUACCCCAAGAUGACCGGAUACCAGCCACCGGCGAAGAAGAAGAGCACCAACGUGCAGGGCUCCUUGGUGAAAAUGGCCUAUGAGCGGUUGCCCGAGAGGCUGUUUUUCACCCAGUUCGCCAUGACAGCCAUCUCCCUCGGUGCUCUGGCACGGGUGAAGCCGGGGCAGCUGCCGGGGCAGUUGGCGCGGAUCCCUCCGGGCUUCAGCGACAGCGCUCAGGUGUAUGGCAUUCUGAUUCUGACGAGCAGAGCGGAUGUCAUUUGCUCUACACUGCGGUCGCUGGAGCUAGCUGCCAUCCGGGUGGAUUUGGAGACUGACGACCUUCUCAUGGAGCUGGACAUCGACACGACGUACAAGAUCGACAAGAUCCGACCAGAGGAGAAGGAAGUCUACCUCAAGUUUGAGAGGUCGAAGAGGCAACUGGGAGGCCUGCACUUCGUGGCUGUGCACGACGCGGUGACCGGAGGGGAGCCGCUGCUUCCUAUUGAGGCAGACGACAUGGGUCCUGGAGAGGGCUGCAUCACCGGACUGUGGACGCUGAUAGACUACAGCUUGCAG
Symbiodinium sp. CCMP2456 is the source of this 1122-nucleotide messenger RNA. NCBI's taxonomy places the organism in Eukaryota, Dinophyceae, Suessiales, Symbiodiniaceae. The record is from the annotation of a GenBank genome assembly.